This is a messenger RNA of Aspergillus luchuensis, 1095 nucleotides long. RefSeq lists its product as uncharacterized. Lineage: Eukaryota; Fungi; Ascomycota; Eurotiomycetes; Eurotiales; Aspergillaceae. The transcript has 3 exons. The coding region runs from base 1 to 1095 and encodes 364 amino acids. The record is from RefSeq and is a predicted model, not a curated record.
AUGGCAAAAAAAGGCACCAAGAAGAAGAGUUUGAAAAAGGCCUUGGAGCCCCGGGAGUGCUCGGUGAUUGAUUACAACCAGCCAGAAUCAUCUCUAUACGAACGUCCUGUUAUAAAACUUCGCAUCGGACAGAAGGAGUAUUCUAUAUUGGAAGGUUACCUCAGUGAUUACCCUCGGCUGCGAAGUAAUGUCGGUUUUCAUUCGCGGAUUACGCUUUCAGAUAUCGACGAGGACAUUGGACAUACCUUUGUCCACUUCAUAUAUACCAGGGAGUAUGAAACUCUUAAACCUACUCCCAACCCGGGUAUACAUGAUUUGCCAAGGGAAUUUAGAAGGAGUGUCCAAGUCUAUCGUGCGGCCAUGGUCUAUGAGAUACAUGGUCUAGAGGUACUUGCUAAGAAGUAUAUCCAAAUUCUCGGCGAAUCAAUUCCCAUUUUCGAUGUACUAGAGGCCACCAGAAUGAUAUUUUCAAAACUCCCAGAUAAUGGAAUCUGGUUACGUGAAUAUAUCUACACAAAGCUUAAGAAGGCGUUUGUGCUAGAUGAAACGAUAUUCACAUGUGGUGGGAUUUACCAGGGAUUUGCGGAGGACCGCCCUUUUGAGAAAGAGUUGAUGAGGAUGAUGGCCGAUAUCUACUCUGACACCAUAUCCUCGCUUCGUUCUGAAGGCCAGAGAAGCCAACAAGAACAGAUAAUCCCACAGAAAGUUGAGCCGUCAACUGAAUAUCCUGUUCCCGAAGAACAGCCAUCUGAGCCAGAAUGUCCCCUUGAGCCAGAAUAUCCCCCUGAGCCAGAAUACCCCCCUGAGCCAGAAUACCCUGUUCCCGAAGAACAGCCCCCUGAGCCAGAAUAUCCCCCUGAGCCAGAAUAUCCCCCUGAGCCAGAAUACCCCCCUGAGCCAGAUUACACUGUUUCCGAAGAACAGCCUUUCGGCAAGAUGGUGUCUGGACCUAGUGUCUCUAUCACAGAGCUCCCCGAGGACAUUCGUCUAUAUAUUAACUGGACAAACUUGGGAAUAGAAGAAAGGAAGCGAAGAAAGAAAAUUCUUAAGCAGAAAAACUUUCCAGUUCCACAUCGUGAUGGUACCUUUUCUUGA